Molecule: messenger RNA, 1572 nt
Organism: Aureobasidium uvarum
Lineage: Eukaryota; Fungi; Ascomycota; Dothideomycetes; Dothideales; Saccotheciaceae
Source: the annotation of a GenBank genome assembly
GUAUCGCAAUCGUACCGUAUCCGAAAUCUACGCGACAAACUCGUCGGCCAAGGCAUCAUGGGAGGCCACAGCAACAACAACGGAGAAGAGCAGAAGGUUGAGAAGGGUUAUGCCACUCUCGCGACUCUCAGGACGAUGAAAAACGCAAGGCUGAGAUUCUAUCUAUACAAACGCGCAGAGGCAAACCCACAUUCUAAAUGGGUAGCGGCAGAACGCAUCGAUCUAUCGAGGGAAGUGGAAUGGCCGCUUCCCGAGAAAGCAGACACAAAGCAGAAAAAGACCACGAGCAAGACAACAGCAAAAGCCGAACCUUCGAAAGCCAACAAAGCACCAAAGCGAUCACGAGCAUCAAGUAUCAGGGAGCCUUCCGCAACACCAACGGAAGCAUCUCAAUCAUCAAAAGCAGGCACUCGCCGACCCUCGUUAGCAGGCAACGACCAUGGAUCGCCUUCUAUAGCCGUCCUUGCGCCCGAAUUAGGCGAUGGGACGCCGCAGCCAGAUGGGGAGGUCGACGACGAUACGGUAGAUCUUAUCGAUGUGCAGAAUGCUGCCGCAGCUGCAAAAGCUAUCCCUGACCAUCUGUACUCACGCGAGGAGGAGAUUGAGAAGCUACGCACUAGUGGUUCAAUGACACAAAACCAGACAGAAAUCAGCAGAGUACGAAACCUGGAGAAAAUACAGAUGGGAGCUCAUGAAAUCGAACCUUGGUAUUUCUCGCCGUACCCCGUCGAGUACUCCGACUGCGAGCUGGUGUACAUCUGCGAGACGUGUCUGCUCUAUUUUGGUAAUGAGAGACAAUUCAAGCGACACAGAAGCAAGUGUACUCUAUUGCACCCCCCUGGCAACGAAAUCUACCGCGACGACAUGGUCAGCUUUUUCGAGAUUGACGGCAGGAGACAGAGGACUUGGUGCAGAAAUCUAUGUCUUCUGAGCAAGCUCUUCUUGGACCACAAGACACUCUACUACGACGUAGACCCCUUCCUGUUCUACUGCAUGACAACUCGCGAUCAACACGGCCACCAUCUGGUCGGCUACUUCUCCAAGGAGAAAGAAAGUGCCGAGGGUUACAAUGUGGCAUGUAUCUUGACACUACCGCAAUACCAGCGCAAGGGAUACGGUCGACUACUCAUUGCUUUCAGUUACGAACUCAGCAAACGCGAAGGCAAGCUGGGAAGCCCCGAGAAACCUCUGAGUGAUCUUGGACUCCUGGGCUAUCGUGCGUUCUGGCAAGAGAUCAUCGUUGAGUUUUUAAUCGAGAGCAAAGGUGAAAUGAGUGUGGAGGAUAUUGGAGCACAGACAGCCAUGACAACCAACGAUGUGCUGCACACGUUGCAGAACUUGAACAUGUUGCGUUAUUCUGUAAGCCGGAGCUUCUUCAUGAUACCUCAAGGAUUUCUUACUGACUUGGACAGANAAAACCAUCAUGUGAUUGUCCUCACGGAAGCUAUUCUCAAACAAAGGGAGCGACAGAAGGAGAAGGAAAAGAUCAAGGGCAAGCAUCAAAUCGAUGCAGAAAAGCUGCAAUGGAAGCCGCCCGUCUUCACAGCAGCAAGCAGGACUUGGAAUUGGUAA